CUGGCCGGGCCCAGAGGGAAGGCAAGAGGGAGUCAAGGUGGGGGGGCGGCCCGGGCCCAUCGAAGCGUAGCUCCUGCAGCUGGGGCGAGCCGUGCGCCCCCGACUGGAGCUGGACCCGGAGGGAGCCGCCCUCCCUUCCACCCGAAGCCCAGUCCCCGGUGGUCCCGGAGCGCCCUCCUUCUCUGUGUGGGUGUGUGCGGGCAUCUGCCCUGGUUCCCCGGCCCUCCAGGCAGCCAUGGCUGAUGAGAAGACCUUCCGCAUCGGCUUCAUUGUGCUGGGGCUCUUCCUGCUGGCCCUCGGCACGUUCCUCAUGAGCCACGACCGGCCCCAGGUCUACGGCACCUUCUACGCCAUGGGCUGCGUCAUGGUGAUCGGGGGCGUCGUCUGGAGCAUGUGCCAGUGCUACCCCAAGAUCACCUUCAUACCCGCUGACUCUGACUUCCAAGGCAACCUGUCCCCAAAGGCGCUGGGCCUGCUGGAGAGGCGAGAUGGGCUCGCCUCCGAGAUGAAGAGCCCCCAGCCCCCAUAUGUCAGGCUGUGGGAGGAAGCCGCCUAUGACCAGAGCCUGCCUGACUUCAGCCACAUCCAGAUGAAGGUCAUGGGCUACCAUGAGGACCCCCGUCCCCUGCUGGCCCCUGAGCCGGGACAGCCGCAGCUGGGAGCCAGUGGUGGAGGAGAAGGUGGCCCUUGUGAGGCUCAGGCCUGGAUGGAGGCUGCGGUGGUCAUCCACAGGGGCUCAGAUGAGGACGGGGAAGAGAGAAGCCCGACUGAGAGCAGGCUUGGCUUCCGGGCCUGUCCCCAGGGCCCUGCACCCCUGGCUUCCUUCCAAGAUGACCUGGAUGUGGGCUCCAAUGAGGAAGGCAGCCUCAACCCAUCUCCGCCUGAGGAGGACGAGCCUCACCCCCCGCCUGGGGAGCCCUGGGCCUGCAAGUGCCCGCUGGACCGCUUCCAUGACUUUGCCCUGAUCGACGCCCCCACGUCAGAGGACGCGUCUCCAGAGCGGCAGUGGUGGGAUACUGCCCUGUCCGGCUAUGGGCAGCAGUCCCAAAGGACAAAGGAGGAGGAAGAGGAGCCUUCAGACAUAGGCACAGAGGAGCCAGAGCAGGAAGGGGAAGACUUGUACUAUGGGCUGCCGGACAGCCCUGGGGACCCCCUUCCGGACAAGGAGCUGGGCUUUGAGCCCGACGCCCAGGGCUGAGAUGGGACCACUCC
This is a messenger RNA of Herpailurus yagouaroundi (jaguarundi), 1212 nucleotides long. RefSeq names its product barttin CLCNK type accessory subunit beta (gene BSND). Gene Ontology annotation, cellular component: basolateral plasma membrane. The transcript has 4 exons. Lineage: Eukaryota; Metazoa; Chordata; Mammalia; Carnivora; Felidae. The coding region runs from base 236 to 1198 and encodes 320 amino acids. Gene Ontology annotation, molecular function: chloride channel regulator activity. Gene Ontology annotation, biological process: chloride transport. The record is from RefSeq and is a predicted model, not a curated record.